AUUUUUAUCGAGCUUAAGUACUACUUACCAUUGGUUGAUGCUGGAGCCUCAGAAGGGUCACCCUUGGACUCUGGACCCACAACACCUUUGCCAGACAAAAAGUUAUGGUGUUCAUUCUUGACGGGCUUCAAAAGUUUGUGCUUUCUUUUGUAGCUUCUUAGAUUUUCUUUUUUUGUUUUUUCCUUGUACUGUUCUAUUUGGGUUUUUGAUUAUUGUAAGCUGAUUGCCUCUUUAAAUUUCAACUGCAGGAAAGACACUUAUGGGUUUUCUCAGAACCUGUUGACCCAAACGGGUGCUUUUUUUGGAAAAUGUUGCAUACAUAAUGAUGAUUCUUAAUUGCCCCUUUUGUUAAAUUGGUACUGAAAUAGUCUUUAUGCAGCUUCCUGAUUACCAUGAAAUUAUUGAGCGUCUGAUGGAUUCUCGAACUGUCAGGAAGAAACUAGGGGAGGGGCAUUAUUCCAACUUGGAUGAGUUUCAGUCUAUAAUUGAGCAUGGUGCACUUCCAUGCUUGCUGAAUCUAUUAACCCAUAAUCAUAAGAGGAGCAUCAAGAAAAAAGCUUGUUGGACAAUCUCAAACAUUACUGCUGGAAACAAGGAACAAUUACAGGUUUUGUUGAGAGAGUAGUUGAUAUAAUCGAGCGGGUGACCUUUGGGAGCCAAACUAAGAUUAUGUUGCUCUUUCUUUUGUUGUUGUUGUUGU
Camellia sinensis is the source of this 700-nucleotide messenger RNA. The record is from RefSeq and is a predicted model, not a curated record. Lineage: Eukaryota; Viridiplantae; Streptophyta; Magnoliopsida; Ericales; Theaceae.